Biomphalaria glabrata is the source of this 1654-nucleotide messenger RNA. Its product is annotated as eukaryotic translation initiation factor 2-alpha kinase-like. Gene Ontology annotation, molecular function: protein kinase activity; ATP binding; protein binding. NCBI's taxonomy places the organism in Eukaryota, Metazoa, Mollusca, Gastropoda, Planorbidae. The transcript is spliced from 9 exons. Gene Ontology annotation, biological process: protein phosphorylation; signal transduction. The record is from RefSeq and is a predicted model, not a curated record. The coding region runs from base 159 to 1550 and encodes 463 amino acids.
CGUAAUUACGGGAAGUCCCUGAACCAUUUCACAAACGUUAUCUUUUCCCUCCUUUAAGAACUGAGCUCUGCACGAUGACUACAAGAUACAGACUUAAUGAGUUCUGAUUUGGCACUAUUCUUUAUUCUCAUAUAGGCAAAAACUAUCCUAGUGUUGUUAUGGCCUCUGGUGGUAUACCUGAUGACACCGAGAUUGACGCUCAGUUGGAGUUCACUCUUAGUGAUUUGGGAAGUGGCUCAAUAAAUCAGAACAUGUCUAGAAUUAGUGUUGAUGACGGAACAAUGGCUAUUGAUACUGGCGAGAGGUUUCAAGAGGAGUUUGUUGUGCAAGACCUAUAUACAAUUUUAGGAAAAGGUUUCCAAACAAUAGUGUUUGAGGCAACAAAGAAAAUGGAAAAUAAAAAAUUUGCUAUUAAAAGAAUACUAAAAAAUUCUAUUAAGGAUGAACAUAAGCGAGAGGUGCUGAGUUUGGCUACACUAGAUCAUGCUGGAAUUGUCAGAUACUUCAAUGCCUGGAUAGAACCAGAAUUAAAUGGGCAGAAACAGUGCCUUUAUAUUCAACUAGAAUUAUGCAGCUUCACACUUGGAGAUUGGCUUUUAACAAACAGUAACAGGACAAAAGAAACUGUGGAAGAUUAUUUUAAACAAAUUGUUGAGGCCCUUCACUAUAUUCACACUAAAAACAUUCUUCAUAGAGAUUUGAAACCAUCAAACAUAUUUAUUGGUGUCGAAGGUAAUGUCAAAAUCGGUGACUUUGGUCUAGCGAAAAUUCUUAGUGAACAAGAAUACAACUUUGAAAAUACAGUUGGUGCCUCUAGUCAUGUAGAACACUCACAAAUGAAAGGAACACCUGAUUAUAUGAGCCCUGAACAGAUAAACAGACAAACUUAUGAUACAAAGUCAGACAUUUUUUCUUUGGGACUUAUCUUUCUGGAAAUGUGCGUUGUAAUCAGUCCAGAAAAAAAGAAACAAAUAUUCACUGAGGCAAGGGAAGGGAAGUUUCCAGAACAAACUUUAUUCAAGACAAAAGUGUUUAAAGAUCUUCUAAAUCAUAUGAUAUCACAUGAUCCUGAACAACGCUUCACAGCUUCAGAGAUAUUAAAGCAUGAGAUUUUCAAUAAAACAAGAACUAGUAUAGCAAAGCGGAAUAUGAACAUCAAUAUUAAUAAUGUGAAUGGCAGUAAUGUGAUGAUUGGAAAUAACAAUGUUAUGAAUAUAAGUAAGACAAGUGACAUUCAGCAUAAGAAAGCAAAUAUUCUUUCAACUAAACCAAUUACAGUCUCAAAGCAAGAGCCAACCAGAGAUCAAUUGUUAGAUUUAAAAGAUGAGGUUGGACGUGACUGGAAAGAUUUGGGUCGCCGUUUAGACUUCAAAGAUGCUGUUUUAGACCAAAUGCAAGAGGACUAUCCUAAUAACACUGGAGAACUUGUGUAUCAAAUAUUAAAAAGAUGGAUUCAAAGAGAUGCAGAGAAUGCCACUAAAGCUAAACUGGCCAACAUUUUCAUUAAAUUAAACCGUGGAGAUUUGGCAGAUAUAUUAGCAGACAAUUAGAUUUCCUUGCAAAAUGUUCUGUACAAAAAUUAUUGUAUUUAUAUAAAUUGAAGUGUGAUAUGAAUUGAUCUUUAAAAUAAAAUAUUCAUUCUAACAAGAAAAAA